AUGAAACAGGAACUGAUACACAGUUUCAAAUGCUUGCUUUUUCUCCCAUGCUCUUGUUUUCUGUGGAGAAAGAUGCCUUGCGUGUUGAAGGUGGCAGGUGCAGGUUGCUCUGUGGGCCUGGAGAAGGGUCAGUGCAGCUGUAACCUGUUCACCCCAUGUGCCCUGACAUGCUGUGACGUCUUGACAGGUGUCCUGACUCUUGGUCUUGACAUGUCACAUCAGGGCUGCCAGUCAGCUGCGACAGGGCUGGAAGAUCCUGCAGGCCUGGGGCUUGGUAGCACUUGCUUGGUUAAACACUUGUCACUGCUAUGGCUAAUUCUGCAGCAGGGGGAGGGAGACCUUCGUGGGCAAGUGUGUGGGAUAUAUUCAGUGCCUGGCAGUGAUGUACAGCUAUCUGCUGCUUUGGUCCACCCAUUAUUUGCCUCCCCAUCUCCUGAUACCAGCAGCCAGCUUUCUUUAGGGAACUUCUUUCAGUUUGUGCAGUUCUGGUGCAGUUACCUUUUACCCAGUACCAUGUCAGGUAAUGAAAUCAUCGUCACGAGAGGGUCAUGGAACUUUGUGCCACAUAAAGGCAGAAUCAGAUCAAGGUUCCAGACCCACUCAGCUGUGUUGUGGGUGGAGAAACGACAUCGGCAUAGCCUCCCGCUGCUGCAAGAGCUGUGGAUGGCAAGUGUCUAUCACUGUGUCCUGGUGCUGUUGGCUUGGGUGAGCCGCAUGCCUUCUCUGGCCCUCAGCUUCCAACAUCGGCAUAGCCUGACGCUGCUGCAAGAGCUGUGGAUGGCAAGUGUCUGUCACUGUGUCCUGGUGCUGUUGGCUUGG
Galeopterus variegatus (Sunda flying lemur) is the source of this 819-nucleotide messenger RNA. RefSeq lists its product as uncharacterized. The record is from RefSeq and is a predicted model, not a curated record. NCBI's taxonomy places the organism in Eukaryota, Metazoa, Chordata, Mammalia, Dermoptera, Cynocephalidae.